AUGUCAUCCUCAGAUUCAUAUCUAAGCAAUCCAGAAAUCUUUAUUAUGCCACUACAUCUUAAAAAAAUAAACAAGCUCAUGCCAGUAGGAUACAAGCUUGAUCCAGAUAUUUUGAAGCCAUCUCAUUCAGGCAGUCAAAAGAAAAUCAAAAGCAAGCACCAUAAAGACUCUCAGGCAGUCAAAAAAAAUAAAAAUAAAGAAGAUGCUUCUUCAGAGUGAACAGACAAGUAUCCAGGCUUGAAAACUGGAGGGGCUGCCGCCCAAAGAUGCUAUGAAAUUUUGCAGAACAUGAAGAAGCAAAAUCUCUGUUCUUCAUUUCUCCAGCCAGUAGACCCAGUUGCAUUAAACUUGCCUGACUACCUUGAAGUUAUCCACGAUCCAAUCGAUUUAUCAGCUGUCGAAAGAAAUUUAAAAGCAGGGGUUUACGAAAAUUCGCAGCAAUUUGCAGUUGACAUUAGGAGAAUAUGGCUUAACUCGUUCACUUAUAACUCCUGCAACAGUGAUAUGUUCUACAUUACUCUUGAAAUGGCUACUUAUUUUGAGAAGCAGUUCAAAGAUGCUGAAGACCUCCUCUUUGUCCCUGGGGAUGAGAUCAGAAAAAUGAACCGGGAUAAAUCUAUAAUCAGAAACUAUAUGGACAGACCUAUGACUUUGAAUGAAAAAAAGAUACUCGCAGCUAAUUUGAGAAGACUUGAUAAAGAUGAUACACUUAGAGCGCAACAAAUAAUUUCAAAGGGAAAAACUAACACGCCAAUAGCUCAAUUCAAUAUUGCAAAAUUAUCAACAAGAACUCUAAUUCCUUCUACCUUGGUUAGCGUGCAAGAUAGUUUGUUUCAACAAAAAAAGAGUAAUUUUUUAAAAAUCUUCUAAAAAGCAAAUUUUCGAAUAUUAUAAUAAUUCACAAAACUUAUAUUUACUUUUGAUGCAAGCCAUCUAAAAAUUUAAUAUAAUUCGGUUGUGAUCGCUAUUAUAACGAUUAACAUAUAUUAAAAAUAUUUUAGUUAAAAAUAUUAAAAUGAUUUUAUGCAUUAAAAAGAAUUGAAAUCUUCAAAAAACAUAUAUUUUAAAUGGCUUUGCUUGCCAAUUAAGAAGGAAUAAGAGAACUUGAAAAGCUGGUAAAGCUUUCUUAUCAAGCUGAAAUUCAUAGCAAUAGACACUUAAAAUAUCCAAGAAAGCAAGCUCAUUUGGAUUCAGAAGACUUGGAAGCCCCUGAAAAGCGAGUUAAAAGAGUCCAUUAUAAUAAUGAGAUGGAAUACUAA
Messenger RNA from Blepharisma stoltei, 1259 nucleotides. NCBI's taxonomy places the organism in Eukaryota, Ciliophora, Heterotrichea, Heterotrichida, Blepharismidae. The record is from the annotation of a GenBank genome assembly.